This is a messenger RNA of Aspergillus niger, 474 nucleotides long. RefSeq lists its product as uncharacterized. NCBI's taxonomy places the organism in Eukaryota, Fungi, Ascomycota, Eurotiomycetes, Eurotiales, Aspergillaceae. The transcript is spliced from 4 exons. The record is from RefSeq and is a predicted model, not a curated record. Bases 1 to 474 code for a protein of 157 amino acids.
AUGCAAAUCACCCAGGGUAAAGGGCGGUUUUAUGUAGGCACACUGCAUGAUGAGCAACUCCCUGCGACUACCACAGACAGCCUUGCAUUAGCCAACAGCAAACCAGCCAAGAGCUCAUGCAGCCAAUGUAAAACAGCAGUCAAUGGGGCCAAAUGGUGCGAACAGGCAUACACGGCGAUCAAAUGCACAGGCAAGCGCCCAAUUCGCCACGAAGGAGGCGCAGGCAUGACUCCCUUCGGGAGAAACUUUGAUUCGGAGGUGGUUUCCGCAUUGGUUGGCGGCGACAACAAUGACUGUGUCCACCGUGCCGAGUGCACGUUCCUUUCCAAACCCAUUCAGUCUCCUUGCAAUCCCAAGUCGUUAUCCAUAACAGUACUAUUUCAACUGACAAUGUGCCCUGAAUUCCUCCACUUUGAGCUUGAUCCUAUUCAGGGAUCCGUCGUAGAUGGGGGCGAAGUGAGAACGAUUAGAUAG